This is a messenger RNA of Sardina pilchardus (European sardine), 2795 nucleotides long. RefSeq names its product trafficking from ER to golgi regulator (gene tfg). Bases 159 to 1358 code for a protein of 399 amino acids. Gene Ontology annotation, molecular function: identical protein binding. Gene Ontology annotation, biological process: COPII vesicle coat assembly; endoplasmic reticulum to Golgi vesicle-mediated transport. Lineage: Eukaryota; Metazoa; Chordata; Actinopteri; Clupeiformes; Clupeidae. The record is from RefSeq and is a predicted model, not a curated record. Gene Ontology annotation, cellular component: endoplasmic reticulum exit site. The transcript is spliced from 8 exons.
CUUUCUAUGCCACGUACGGGUCGACGUAGACAACCUGACAGACUUCCGGAUGUGCAGUAGCGGCUCCGUGUUUCAAUUUCGGGUGCGAGGGUUUCGCUGAGUCGGUCCUGCUUUCAUAGCCGAAAUUACUGCGGGGUCGAGUCCACUGAAGUGUCAGUAUGAAUGGGCAGCUGGACCUGAGUGGGAAGCUGAUCAUCAAGGCUCAGCUGGGCGAUGACAUCAGGCGGAUCCCCAUCCACAACGAGGACAUCACCUACGAUGAGCUGCUGCUCAUGAUGCAGCGCGUCUUCCGCGGCCAGCUGCACAGCAACGACGAGGUCACCAUCAAGUACAAGGACGAAGAUGAUGAUCUCAUCACCAUAUUCGACAGUUCCGAUCUCUCCUUUGCCAUCCAGUGCAGCAGAAUACUCAAACUCACUCUGUUUGUGAAUGGGCAGCCGCGGCCGUUGGACUCCUGUCAGGUGAAGUACCUGCGCAAGGAGCUGAUUGGCCUGAGGAAUAAAGUCAACAGCCUAUUGGACAGCCUGGAACCGCCCACAGAGCCACCUGCAGAGAUCCCAGUCCCUGAGAACGAGUGCUUGGGUGAUAAGGUGUGUGUGGAGCCGGUGAAGGCCCCGGUGAGUGCUGCCAGCAUGUCUGCUUUCGAUCCGCUCAAGAACCAGGACGAGGUCAGCAAGAACGUCAUCUCCGCCUUCGGCCUGUCUGAGGAGCCCAGCGCAGUCCCUGCUGUAGCUGCCCCUGCAGAGGAACGUUCUGGAACUCCUGACAGCAUUAACUCCGCCUCCUCUGCCCCCCCACCAGCUGUGGCCCCCCAGGCCCCCGCCGCCUACGCACAGCCAGCAGUGGACGGUCAGAUGUAUCAGCAGUAUCAGGCCCCAGGUGGAUAUCCCCCCCAACAGCCUGCAGCCCCACAGCAACAGCAACCACAGCAGCAGUAUGGCAUGCAGUACCCUGCAGGUUACACUCCUCAGCAGCAGCCUGGAGCCCCACAGCAGCAGCAGCAGCAGCAGUUCCAGAACUUUCCGCCGCAGGCCCCCACCUCCCAGGCCCCCGCCCCAGGGUUCAGCGCUGGCCAAUCACAGCCUCCCCCUCCCCAGGGCGCCGCCCAGUACCCCCCAGGGGCCUUCCCCCCGCAGAACUACACUUCCCAGGGUGCACCUCCGCAGCAGCAGCAGCAGCCAGCCAAUUACAGCCUGCCCCCCACCUCUCAGCCCGCCCCCGGCUACCAGCCACGCCCCACCUACACCCCCCCACCUGGUGCCACGGUAACCCCCCCUCCCGGGGGCUCCAACCCCUACGCCCGCAACCGGCCCCCUUACGGAGCGGGGUACGCCCAGCCCGGCCCCGGGUACCGAUAAGACCACACACACACACACCAUACACACCCAGCCCGGCCCCGGGCACCGAUAAGACCCCUACACACACACACAAUACACAUCCAGCCCGGCCCCGGGUACCGAUAAGACCCCUACACACACACACACACACACACACACACAAUACACACCCAGCCCGGCCCCGGGUACCGAUAAGACCACACACACACACACAAUACACACCCAGCCCGGCCCCGGGUACCGAUAAGACCCCUACACACACACACAAUACACAUCCAGCCCAGCCCGGCCCCGGGUACCGAUAAGACCCCUACACACACACACACACACACACAAUACACACACACAAUACACAUCCAGCCCGGCCCCGGGUACCGAUAAGACCCCUACACACACACACACAAUACACAUCCAGCCCGGCCCCGGGUACCGAUAAGACCCCUACACACACACACACACACACACACACACACACACACACACACACACACACACACACACACACGAUACACACCCAGCCCGGCCCCGGGUACCGAUAAAGCCCCCAACACACAGUACACACAAUACACACCCAGCCCUGCCCCGGGUACCGAUAAAGCCCCCUACACACACACACACACACACACACACACAUACACAUGCACACAUAUGCACACACACACACACACACACACACUCUGAUGACCUGAUGUUGUCAGAAGCGCUCAUGUGAGCAUCCUACCCCAUCACUCUCCAACCAGCCUUCAUAUCUGGCCUCACCCCUCCCCACACACACACACACACACACACAAGCACCCCUUUCCCCAUUAAUCUCAUUUUACUUUGUGUGUGUGUGUGUGUGUGUGAGUUUGUUUGUUUGUUUGUUUGUGUAUGUGUUUGUGUGUGUGUGUGCUUGCACAUAUGAGAGACCAAACAGAAUAGAAUUUGCGUGUGUGUGUGUGUGUGUGUGUGUGUGUGUGCUCACUUGGUUGGUGCAAGCUGGGAGAUGAAUGAGAGCAGUGUAAACGUGUGUGUGUGUGUGUUUUUUGUUUUGUCCUCUGUCCAUCCAUGUUAGUGUGUUUUCGUGUGUGAGUGUGCGUUUUCAGUUUUGUCUUCUGUCCAUCCAUGUUAGUGUGUUUUCGUGUGUGUGUGUGUGUGUGUGUUUUAUUGCUUGUCACCCUGUCCUAACGCACCCUAAAUUGUAACAGUUGAAACACUAGAGAAUGAUCAUUGCGCAGGCCUAGUCCUGCCUUGUGAAGGAGUCUCUCUCUCUCUCUCUCUCUUGCUCCCUCUUUCUCUCUCCUCUCAGUUGUUUAUAUCACUCUUUUAUCUCUUCUCCUCCCCUCUUUGUGUCUGUUCAUCCCUCGCUCCCAGUCUUUUCUAACCGCUGCAGCUGUCUGCAGUCGCUGUAGGACUUUCUGUUAAAACUGUAACUGUUCUUUUUCUUUUCUCAAACUAAAUAAAGGCUUUCAAAUGGAA